AUGUCUGUCAUAUACAGGUUCGCACGCCCGGGUAUCUACCUACAUAACCAAGAGGAUGCAACAACGAAGCAUCCUGUUACUCUGCUCGACAUGCUGUCAUCCUUUCAAGACACUGCUUCGUCCAUUUGCUCUCCUCUUUCCGGGUUUCGCCUGGAGUUUUCCCCGGCUCAAGCAGAGAUCAACCCUCAUCCGUUUCUUUAG
This is a messenger RNA of Neurospora tetrasperma FGSC 2508, 201 nucleotides long. RefSeq lists its product as uncharacterized. NCBI's taxonomy places the organism in Eukaryota, Fungi, Ascomycota, Sordariomycetes, Sordariales, Sordariaceae. The coding region runs from base 1 to 201 and encodes 66 amino acids. The record is from RefSeq and is a predicted model, not a curated record. The transcript has a single exon.